This is a messenger RNA of Venturia canescens, 682 nucleotides long. RefSeq lists its product as uncharacterized. The transcript is spliced from 4 exons. NCBI's taxonomy places the organism in Eukaryota, Metazoa, Arthropoda, Insecta, Hymenoptera, Ichneumonidae. The coding region runs from base 257 to 613 and encodes 118 amino acids. The record is from RefSeq and is a predicted model, not a curated record.
UUCCUUCACGUAUCUCAAGCUCCGGAGGAGCUCAACUGUGUUGGGAUGAAAUGAGCCGCGCCACUCCCGAAGGCUCCUUCGAGAUCCUGCUCGCAUUUCACGUGCGGUUGUCGACUCGGAAACUAUCCUCGGGGUAUUGUCGGAAAAAAUCAAUUGAAAAAAAUCAAUCAAAUUUCAACAGAAAGGAAACAACAAGAUAAAGAAAAAAAUAAAAAAAACCAUCACUUUUUUUUGGUAUCGACGACCUUAUCCCGCGAUGGCGAAACUUUUGGCACUUUUCAUCAUCGGCCUCGUCUGUGUUAUCGUCAAUGUACGAGGCCAAACAAACAACAAAAAACCUUUAAACGGUCAAGCGUUCGACGAAGUAGUGGUUUCAUCGGAUCUCAUAGUAAAACGUAAAUCGAAGGAAAAUCGUCAAGGAAAAAGAUUGCUGACGAACGUACCGUCGGGAACGACUGGUCCGCCGAGUAAGCCAACGGUAAACACAUCGAGGCUCAUAUCCAGCGACGGCAGUAGAAUAUCAUCGGGAAAUAGAAAUCGUCGGGAAAAUUCGAAAAACAGAUUGCUGGACCUCGGCGUCGCUGGAUACCUGCUGAAUUCUCGAAAACGUUAAACAAAUCAAUUGCAAAAUAAAACGAAACAACGUAAAGAAAGCAACAAAAAGAAGAAACACGAAAGAAAG